ACCCUACCGGGACUCAAAAUCUGAGCCCUCAGCCAUGCAGCCAGUAGCCAGUCUCUAUACUGACAGCACUAUCAUGGUACUAAAAGGGAUCUUAAAGAAAUGCAGUGAGAGGAUAUGAACUGGAUUGAUGUAAUUGAGAGUAAUCUAAUGGUCAGUUUUGAGAAUGUAGUGAAGAGUCUUGAGGUUUAUAAAAUACAUAUAACUAAGGCUUCUGCGUUACAUACUUUAUUCACCCAUUACUUAAUAAUUAAUGGGACUACAUAAUGUUCUCUUCCAGUUAUUCAUACAGGUUCAGUAGCUGGAGUCUUCACUUUACUUGUCAGCAUGCCAGAAUUGUGUAUUUUUAGACAUUUCUUUCUCCUCUAAUCUCAUUUGAACUCUGAAUUCCCAUCCAUUAACCUCCUACCAGCACCCAACUUCCCCUCCCCUAAGUAUUUUAAUUCCUGAAGUGUUGCAGCAAAACGCGAUGUUCCUUCACAUCCCAGCCACAUAAUGAAGAUGUUUCAUGCAGAUAUGUUUGUUCUCUUCCUUCUGUUAUUGACCAUUGAUUCUACAAUUUGCUGGGGUUUUACAGCUAAUGGUGGUGAAGUACUUAAACCCCAAUUGCGGUCUGGUUUAAAUAGCACAGCACUUAAACCCCAAAGUGAUAAAACUUCUGGGGUGAACCUGAGAGAAAAUAAAUUGAGGCAUAAUUCUGCCUUUGUGACUGCAGAUAAACAUUCAGCUGGAAGUGAAAGUGUACAGAAUGCUUCAAGGACUAAGAAGGAAGAGAGGACCGAACAGUUGAUAGAAGACAAUGGCCAAGAGGUACUGGAAACACAGCAUGCAACCUGUAGGAUCACCACAGAGGAACUUGUGGCCACAGCACAAGCAACUGUUACCAGGGUCCUGAAAGGGCUUUGUAAUACCAGGGAGAUGGAGGAUCGGUUCCACAACCUGGAAAUGCAGCUGACAGACCAGUUGAAUGUUAUCAAGACAAUGCUGCUGAAUAUAGAAGACAAGGUCAUGGAGCAAGAUGUGGCAUCUCGGCGUGCGCAGAAACGCAUCAUGGGAACCAUUUUCAGACAUUGUCACCCAGCUUCCUUAAUCCAAGAAUCCAACAGAAAUGGUAGGACCAGUUCGACAACUUUUGAACAAGAGGAGGAUGCAGGGGCAACCUGGGAGGAUGAGGAAUCUUCAGAUGAGAUUUCAGAGAGUCCUCGUGAUGUGGAAGUGAAUCGUUACAACAGUUCCAUCCAUGCAGAACCAUUUCCUGGACAGCCUUACAGCAGUGCAAGAAGCAGCGUCUUCACCUACUACUGGCGCAUCCAAGGCAUGGAAUACAAGUUGACAAGCUGGAACCAUCGUCGGUCUCUCCGCAGUUCCUCCUUCUACAUCUCUCCAGGUGGUUAUCGAAUGUACAUUCGUGUCUACCCACGCCAGAAUGAAGAGAAUGUGUACAUCCAUGUUGGUGUGACACGAGGUGAUUUUGAUGAUAGCUUGCCCUGGCCAUUCAAGCUGAAGCAUCGUGUCAAUGUUCUUGAUCAGGUUUCAUCUGAGGAUGGACAGGAGGAUAUUAGUUCUCGUGUGUGGGACCCAACCGUGCUCUGUAGUGGCUUCAACUGGCAGAAACCAACAUCUGGUGACAACUAUGAAUGUGUGGGCCUUGGCUUCGCACAUAGUGUGAUUCGCUCCAGGCACUACAUUCGUGAUGAUGCCAUCAUUAUCAAACUCAGCGUCUACCUAGACUGAGUCAUUGUAGUUUUUUUACUGAGUAUUACCAGAUUAUUUAUUUAUAGCAAGGAAAUAAAUUAUGAAAAGUAGAGUUAUAGGGUAUAUAAACAUAGUACUGUGACUGUCGAAAGAUGCAGGUAAUAGGAGAGACCAGUCUUUGUAAUGUAUAUGAACCUUCUCACAUCCUUUGAUUCACUAGUUCUAUUGAGCAGAGUGCUGGAGAACAUAAUACUGUAUUCUCUCAGGUAUGCAAGAAAUUCCUUGCCUUUUAUGUAACCUGAAGAUGUAUUAUUAUGUUCACAAGGCCAACUCUUGAUUCCCAACCUGAAUCAAAUAAAUGCAGUCCUUUGGUUAGCCAUGUAAAAUAUUAAUCUAUACAGCUUUCAGUCAAAUGGAAACUUCUCUGAUAAUACCAGACUUAAAAAUGUUUAAAUGCUAUGCAUUUUUCUGUUUAAAUAAAUAUAUAGGAAAUAGUGUUUUCUUUUCAAUAUGUGAUUUCGAGUAUCAUACCCAAAAGUCUGGAUACCAAUAGCUUGUAGUUUUUUAUAAAUGCUGGAUCCAUUACUGCUGAAAAGUACAUACAAGUACUACUUUUUGGCAGUGGUUGAAAAGUAAAAGUAAAGUUGUCUUUAUUCUUUAUUAAGUACCAUGCUGUGAAGAGGUAUGGGGGAGUAUAAUUAUAGCUCCACAUAUAGGUACUUUGCCUCAGCACCAGAUGAAGCUGAGUGGUCCACUUCACACCCCAAUCAUGUUGCAAAUGGGAGAAGAGUACCCAUUAUCCAUUGGUUAGGGGGCUGGGUGGGUCAUAGAGCUGGUUGUCCAACGUGUAGUCUUUUUCUGUACUACUUGAGCUGUUUCAUCUCUCAGAAAGUAUGGUUGCUAUCCAGAAGUUUUAGAAAAAGGGUUAGGAAAGUGAUAAAUGAGGUGAUGUGAAGGUGUGGGGAAGGGGAAAUGUCAAUGCAUGUCCAUGAAGGUACAGAAUGGUAUUGCAUUAGUAUAAAAGUAAAGUAAGUAAAGCUAUCCCUGUAACAGGCCAUA
This is a messenger RNA of Cryptotermes secundus, 2751 nucleotides long. RefSeq lists its product as uncharacterized. The record is from RefSeq and is a predicted model, not a curated record. Gene Ontology annotation, molecular function: protein binding. Lineage: Eukaryota; Metazoa; Arthropoda; Insecta; Blattodea; Kalotermitidae. The transcript has 4 exons. The coding region runs from base 493 to 1731 and encodes 412 amino acids.